Molecule: messenger RNA, 815 nt
Organism: Cotesia glomerata
Lineage: Eukaryota; Metazoa; Arthropoda; Insecta; Hymenoptera; Braconidae
Product: transmembrane emp24 domain-containing protein 2-like
Exons: 3
Coding region: 99-716 (205 amino acids)
Biological process (GO): Golgi organization; intracellular protein transport; endoplasmic reticulum to Golgi vesicle-mediated transport
Cellular component (GO): COPII-coated ER to Golgi transport vesicle; endoplasmic reticulum-Golgi intermediate compartment; Golgi apparatus
Source: RefSeq, a predicted model, not a curated record
ACGUACGUGGCACUAGAGGGUAGACUAAAAGGCAAAUUUUGUUAUUAUCAACGUUGACAGAUACGUGUAAAAUAAUAAUUUAAUUUAAAAAUAUCAAAAUGAUAUUGUUAUUUAAUUUAGUAUUGUUAUUAUGUGGUGUUUACAGUGCACAUGCUUAUACUGUAACUGUAGAUGCACAUGCAGAAGAAUGUUUUUUUGAAAAAAUAGAAAAAGAUGCCAAGAUGGGAGUAACGUUUGAAGUUGCAGAAGGUGGAUUUUUAGAUAUUGAUGUUAAAAUUGUUGGACCAGAUGGGAAUGUUAUCCAUGAAGGUGAACAAGAAGGAAGUGGAAAAUACACAUUUGCUGCUAACGUUGAAGGACGUUAUACUUACUGUUUUAGCAAUAAAAAAAGUACAAUGACACCUAAAGAUGUUAUGUUUAACAUUGAUAUUCACCAGCCUGCCAAAAAUAAGGAUGAAAACCUUCCAACUGACGAAGAAACUGUUAAUCAUCGUAAAUUAGAUGAUAUGAUUACUGACUUAGGCAAUAGUUUACGUGACGUUAAGAAUGAGCAAGAGUAUAUGCUGGUACGUGAUCGUAAUCACCGAGCUAUCAACGAAAGUACCAAUUUCCGUGUGGUAUUAUGGUCAAUUUUCGAAGCAUCUGUAUUAGCUGCUAUGACUGUCGGUCAAAUAUUUUAUCUUAAACGAUUCUUUGAAGUGAGAAGGGUUGUAUAAUAAAUUAAAAAAAUUUUUGUAUAAACACCAAAUAACUAUUAUAAUAUAAUAUCACGAUAAAAUUGCAAAUUUCUAAUUAAAUGAUUUAUAAAUUUGUGA